UGCAAGAACAAUGUAGUCUUCCCUAUUUAUUUUAAGUUUUAAAGGGGGUUACUUGUUGGAUUUGUUGCAUGCCUUGCAAGUAUAUGCUUAAAUGCUCUAUACAGAUGGCCAUGCAAGGUUUCACCAAGAAAAUUGUUGAUAUGAUGAAGACUGAAUCACUUUUUGCUUCUCAAGGCGGUCCAAUCAUCCUUUCGGAGAUUGAAAAUGAGUAUGGGCCUGAAAGUAAGGCAUUUGGCGCUGCUGGUCAUGCGUAUUUAAACUGGGCUGCACAAAUGGUCGUUGGGUUGGGAACUGGUGUACCAUGGGUUAUGUGCAAGGAGAAUGAUGCCCCGGAUCCAGUGAUAAAUACGUGCAAUGGUUUCUACUGUCAUAGUUUCACUCCUAAUAAACCUGAUAAGCCUACCAUGUGGACUGAAGCUUGGAGUGGUUGGUUUACAGAAUUUGGAGGCACCAUCCAUCAAUGA
Molecule: messenger RNA, 464 nt
Organism: Zingiber officinale
Lineage: Eukaryota; Viridiplantae; Streptophyta; Magnoliopsida; Zingiberales; Zingiberaceae
Product: beta-galactosidase 5-like
Exons: 4
Coding region: 69-464 (131 amino acids)
Biological process (GO): carbohydrate metabolic process
Cellular component (GO): cell wall; vacuole
Molecular function (GO): beta-galactosidase activity
Source: RefSeq, a predicted model, not a curated record